AAAACAUGAUCACAUGAUUCCGCUAGGCUGUGGCAAAGAUAGGAGUUAGUGGUAUGUAGAAGUGGAAUUCUUGCUUUUCUUAUGCUUUUCUUGUUUUGGAAGUCUCUCCUUUUAUCCGUCAGAUCAUCACAUGGGUUUUCACUUUUUCUUAUCAUUAUCAAUGGAGUUAGCUGUUACUCAGAAUUCUUACUAUUAUUUCAUCUUCAUCUGCUUCUUGAAUCUUGAUCCCUUUAAACCUUUGUUCAUUCUUCCAUUAAGCUCUAAAUGGGAUUAUCUUAUCUUAUCUUGCUCUCAUGGUUGGAAUCCGUGGUCUCGGAAAGUUUACAAAAUUUUGUAGAGAAAUGGUAAUAAUAGCUCAGGCAUGAGACACCAUUGUUUACUCUCAUGCUGGAUGGUUCUUGCCAUUAUCUUAUGGCACGAUGGCAAAGGAGAUGUAUGUCAAACUUGCAAGACAAGCUUAGGAUAUGCAAUGCUUAAAUAUGUUGUUACCUCACCUCCUAGAUAGCGCGCUUCACAAUGCUCUAGAAAGUUCUACAAAGAUCAUAAAGAUAUGUGCAAAGAUUUGUUUGUCGAGAUGUGAAGAAUGCAUUUCUUUACAGUCAUUUCCACGAGACGAUUUACAUGCAACAACCACCUGACUUUGAUCAUGUAUGCCUACUUUAGUGAUCGUUGUACGGCCUCAACUAGGCUGUCGAGCAUUGUUCCAUCGAUUGUAUUUAUUUGUGUACCAUAGCAGCCUACAUUGAUUAUUUUUAUUGCAUCAUUGUAGUUCCU
Messenger RNA from Lactuca virosa, 774 nucleotides. NCBI's taxonomy places the organism in Eukaryota, Viridiplantae, Streptophyta, Magnoliopsida, Asterales, Asteraceae. The record is from the annotation of a GenBank genome assembly.